Fibroporia radiculosa is the source of this 489-nucleotide messenger RNA. RefSeq lists its product as uncharacterized. The transcript is spliced from 2 exons. The record is from RefSeq and is a predicted model, not a curated record. Bases 1 to 489 code for a protein of 162 amino acids. NCBI's taxonomy places the organism in Eukaryota, Fungi, Basidiomycota, Agaricomycetes, Polyporales, Fibroporiaceae.
AUGUCAAAGCCCUUUACUCAAGAAACACUAAGAGUUCCCAUCAACAGCAAUCCUGCCUUCAGAUUACAACAUGUUUCUACCACCACUCUAGGGGCCCUUUGCACUGCCAAACCUGUGGAAAAUUGGAAUUCAUCAGAUGGGAAAUGGGAGGAGGAUACUUGGGAAUAUUUGCUGAUGCAGGAGUCAAAUGUAUUGGAACAUCUAUGGGCUUCACUUCAAGCUAUGGGAGAUUUGGGAGUGGUUGAUGAAGUCAAUCAUUUCCAGGCUGUCAAUCUGAAACUGGACCUUCUUUUGGCCACACAAGGAUCAUUGGGAGCAGAAAUCCUUCAGAUUCAGGAUGAACUCAGUCAAUACUGGACCUGCCUCAAAGCCACCAAUUUAGAGGAUCGACUUGAACAGCACAAGUUCUCUAUUAUCACUCCUUCCUCAGGCGCUAUGCCUUAUCAACUCCAUUAUUGUACCAAUUGCAACACCGGCAGUCAUUUUUGA